Messenger RNA from Haliotis rubra (blacklip abalone), 1871 nucleotides. RefSeq lists its product as uncharacterized. NCBI's taxonomy places the organism in Eukaryota, Metazoa, Mollusca, Gastropoda, Lepetellida, Haliotidae. The transcript has 4 exons. The record is from RefSeq and is a predicted model, not a curated record. The coding region runs from base 1083 to 1745 and encodes 220 amino acids.
AAACAUAUUGUAUUCACAGCGUGAAAGGGAUUGGGAACAAGUUCUCGAACUUAUAACACCUCCAUGGUAUUUACAAAGUUCAUUUACUGUAUAAAUACAUCACAAUUAAGAAAGUUAUACUGGACAGAUAUGAAAUCAGAAAGAAGGCAAGGAAAGAGAAGAGAUUUUACAAGGUUUCUAGACACAAUAUUGACACUGGAACAUGUUGCCAAAAUAUUGACUCAGGAACAAUCAACACAACUCGAACCUGUAGGAGGCUUGAACAUGAAGGAGUCCCUAUGUCCAGCUGAUAUACUGAGCUGACAGUGUAUUAUUGAAGGAUUAAUUGUAGAGUAUAUUCUCAGUACAACAGUUUCGAAGUCUGUCCGUCAGACAGGGAGUGAUACGGUAUAUUAUUCACUUGCAUUCAAGCAAGGCAAUAAAAGUUGCUCUACAAUUUGUGCUCUUGGGUUAAGUGACCAAUAACCUAUUCAAUGUGCGUUACUGAUAAAAACUGCAUUGUGCUUUUGUCACAAUGUGUCAUGAAUCCCUGUGUUGUUUAGUAUUGAGAGGACAUCACAUUUUGUAUGAUGGAAUGUCGAGGAUUGCUUGAAGGAGAUUGUCUUGUGAACGCUCGACUGAUCUCAACUCAGCUUCUUUAGCUAAGUGAGUCUUGUGUACAAACACAAGGAUCUUCAAACAAGUUUGGCCAGUUCCACACCUUCCUUCCCCAUUACAUUCAAUAGACUCAGCCAUAUGUGUGUGUGGACUUGGCUACUGUGUCAACAGAGGGGGAAAGGAUGUGCACAUGUGUGAACUGACAUGAGCCACUUUUGAUGGAUGGGUGAAUGUAUUGGGGACAAGCUGUUUUGGAUGAGCUGCAUGUCCUUGGAUUUUACACAGGACAACUCUACCCAUGGUCAUCCUUCAUUCUGUAUUGGAUUAUAACAGUGUGGCGAAGGAGGAAGGUGUAUUUAGUUCAGUUGUGCUAUUCAUCAUCACCGGCCUCUCACCUGACGCAGGGAGUGAGAUGCCAGUGUAGAGACCGGCCAGUGUAGCCUAGUUGAUUAUUCAAGAGGAACAUCCCAGAGCAUCUCACCAAGAUGGAGGGACAAACUCAUCUGCAGCAGUCUCUGGAUUCAGAAGUAGGAAGCCAUGAUGGAGGUUCUGAAGGACCAGAGACGCAGACAUCUUGUCCUCAGAUAACAUUUUCCCUGGAUACAGGAGCUGGUGCUCACACUCCUCUUACACUGAAGGUGCUUGCCAAACAAACACUCAUCAUGGAUUCAGAUGGAACAGAGUCUGACUUCUCUGAUUAUGACGUAAAUACAUUUGCCAAAAGAAACCUCCGUUCUCCAAGACUGCAUCAGAAGUAUAAUGAAGAUUCAGAGGAUGAAUCCCCCCGAAGUUGGAAAGAUGAUGGAGGUAGCUCUGACUUGAAACGAAAGUGGGAUAAUGAGGGUGACUGGAGGUCUCCACAAAGUCCCACUAAGAAGCAAAAAGAUUCGGUCUUCCAACAGACCACUGAUGAAAGAAGUGAUGGGAUAAAGAAGUUGGAUCUGUCUGUGUCGUCAGUUGACAGCGCAGUCGGCGUCUCACUCAACAACACACCUGGUUCUGGCGUGUCUGACACCUCCAGCUUUGACAGCAACACCGACACUGAUGACUCCGGUUCACCUGUAGCAGGUUUUUGGAGGCACAGAGGGUACUUAUCACAGAAUCAACUCCUCUGGCCAAACAUUGCCACAUUUGCACUUCUCAAAUGAACAUGUUUCAGAACAAUUCAUAAAACUUGCAGCAGACGUGGAUUCUGUGAGAUCCUUGACCUUGUCAAAUGGAAAUGAUGGUUUUGUGGAGAAUCUGAUCCUUCAUCGGCUGGAGGAUGAGAAUCU